Messenger RNA from Betta splendens (Siamese fighting fish), 1932 nucleotides. RefSeq names its product piggyBac transposable element-derived protein 4-like. The transcript has 2 exons. The record is from RefSeq and is a predicted model, not a curated record. The coding region runs from base 195 to 1763 and encodes 522 amino acids. NCBI's taxonomy places the organism in Eukaryota, Metazoa, Chordata, Actinopteri, Anabantiformes, Osphronemidae.
UUCGCAAUGGCGAGGAAGCGAGGAACGUCCCUCUUAGUCCUCUUUCUGCCCAGGGACCCACAGAGUACGCGGCGGCUCAGGCGGUCGACUUUGAAUCGACCUUCCGCAUGUUUGUGACCCCGGCGGUGGAAAGGAUCGUCCUGGAGAACACCAACCUGGAGGGCUCUCGAUAGCUCGGGAGCGCCUGGAAGGGCAUGGACGAGGUCGACCUGCGAGCCUACUUGGGCCUCCUGAUUUUGUCCGGCGUCUACAGGUCCCGAGGGGAGGCCGUGGCCAGCCUGUGGGACGCCGAGAGCGGCAGGGCCAUUUUUCGCGCCACGAUGUCGCUCAAGGUGUUUCACGCUUACUCGAAGCUGUUGCGUUUCGAAGAUCGCCAAACUAGACCCGCCAGGCGAGCGACGGACAAACUGGCAGCCGUGAGAGAGGUCUGGGACGCGUGGGUGGAGCGGCUGCCCAGCCUCUACGACCCGGGUCCUAACGUGACGGUGGACGAGCAACUGGUACCUUUCAGAGGUCGUUGCUCUUUCAGACAGUACAUGCCUAGCAAGCCAGCAAAAUACGGCCUCAAGUUUUGGGUGGCGUGCGACGCCAAGUCCAGCUACGCUUGGAAGAUGCAGCUUUACACAGGCAAGCCAGGAGGAGGAGGAGGAGGAGAAAAGAGAGCUUCUGAAAAAAAGCAGGGCCAGCGGGUCGUGCUGGACGUCACAGAAGGGCUCGCCGGGCCUCGCAACGUGACGUGCGACAACUUUUUCACUUCCUACGAACUGGGCCAGCGGCUCCUGCGCAGGGAGCUCACCAUGCUCGGUACGGUUCGCAAGAACAAGCCGGAAUUGCCGCCGGCGCUCCUCUCGGUCAAGGGCAGGAGCGCCUUCUCCUCCGCGUUUGCCUUCACUCCCAGCACCGUCCUGGUGUCCUACGUGCCCAAGAAAAACAAAAACGUGAUCCUGAUGAGCACGCUACACUCGGCCGCCACGGCCGCCGAAGAUGUCCUCCUCGUCGACGCAGGACGGCGGGACAAAAAGCCCUUUGCCGUCCUAGACUACAACGCCACCAAGGGAGGAGUAGACAACCUGGACAAGGUGAUAGGAACCUACAGCUGCAGGAGAAAGACGGCGCGCUGGCCCGUGGCGGUGUUUCACAACGUCCUAGACGUGUCUUGCUACAACGCUUUCGUCGUGUGGCGGGAGGCCCACCCGGACUGGAUGCCCGGCAACCGCAGCAAGAGGAGGGUGUUUCUAGAGCAGCUGGGCAAGGCGCUCGUGACCCCUCUCAUCCGCAGAAGGCGCCAUCCGCCUCGCGGCGAAGCGUCCGCCUCGCUCGUGCGGACGCUUCAGAAGGGGGUUCGGGGUGCGGGUCCUCCUCCCGCUCCCUGUCCUGCUCUUCCGGACUCGGGGCAGCAGCAGCAGCAGGAGCAGCAGGAGCAGGAGCAGCAGGAGCAGGAGCAGGAGCAGCAGCAGCAGCAGCAGCAGCAGCAGCAGCAGCAGCAGCAGCAGCAGCAGCAGCAGCAGCGGCGGCAGCGGCAGCAGGCCCUCACCGCAGACCUCGUCUGGGGUGACGACGGGGACGAUGAGGGUGACGGAGGAGAACACGACGGCCUUGGUUCCGCCGCUAGCGACCGGGCGCAAAAGGGCAAGAGGAAAAGGUGUCAAAUUUGUCCGCGCGCGAGGGACCGCAGAACAAACAACGUUUGCCAUCGGUGCGAGAGAUACAUCUGCCACAGACAUUUGCUCUUCUGCUGUUCAGACUGCGCCCCUCGCUCCUGAAGAUAAUUUGUUUGUUCAUUAGAAAAUGAAAUAAUAAUAAUAAUAAUAAUAAUAAUCAUAAUACUAAUAAUAUUCCGUGUGUUUUAUACUAUUGUUGAUGUUUUUGUUGUUGUCAGUGUAGUAACACUAUUUACAAACAAAGUGUAAUAUGUAAAAGAACAAUAAUUAA